Oryza sativa Japonica Group (Japanese rice) is the source of this 3823-nucleotide messenger RNA. RefSeq lists its product as uncharacterized. The record is from RefSeq and is a predicted model, not a curated record. NCBI's taxonomy places the organism in Eukaryota, Viridiplantae, Streptophyta, Magnoliopsida, Poales, Poaceae. Gene Ontology annotation, molecular function: protein binding.
AACUUGCCGCCGAACCCUGCAGCCAGCUCACUGCAUUCCACCGCUCCUCCCCUGAGAGCUGGCCUAGGCCACCUCCGUCCCACCACCCGCCGACCUCCUUGCCAUGUUCGGCCAAAGGAGAACCCGGGACUAGACAACAUCACUUCAGCCACCUGAGCUUCCCCCGCUGACCAGCAGCCACCCCAACCCAACCGAAACUCCCCACAAAGAAGGGGAGGAGCUCAAGAAGGGAGAGGGUGCUGACCGGCAACGAGGAAGACGACCCAUCACCGCCAGCUCCCUUUGCACCGCCGCUUCUCCCAUGAGCACCGACACCGGACCUGCAACGCCAAAUCUAGCUGACGCCCGAGGUCUCCAGCGCUACCACCGUCAGGCGUCCCAGUCGGCAGCGGUAGCCACGACCUGCUCGAGGUGCGUUGCCGCUGAUGCCACCGGCUGCGGCAGCCUCGGGGCGUCCCGCCACCGGCCAUGGCGGCCGCGAGCUGCUGCCCCGCGGUCUGCUCUGGCCAGAUCCACCUUCCGCGGUGUCCGCGCCGACGCCACCCCCGCCGUCCAGCUUCCUGGCCGCCGCGAUGGCGCCGACGCCAGCGAAACCACCUCCACAGACGCUCUGCCGCCAAGCCCUCAUGGCCGUGCCGUCCCCGGGCCGCCGUGCCAUCGCCAUCAUGUCAUCGCGCCGCCGCAGUGGCCGGACCCGUACCGGCCAGAUCUGACCUCAGAGGCGCGGGAUCCGCCGCCUCCCCACACCGCCCCGCCAUCUCCACCUCCGGCCACUGAGGUCGCUGUCGUCGGCUACGCCCCAUCCUCCCUACGCUGAGUUGGGGGCCUCCGAGCUUGAAUGGCCUCACCGCCGCCUUUCCGGCUCGCCACCGGCGGCUAGGGUUUUUGCCCCCCGAGCCGCCGGCACGAGAGCAACGCGGGGGUCUCGUUCUGCAUUGAACUUUUGCUCUAGUCCCAUUUUGUUUAGUGUGAUGUUCACCGGCCCCAACAACAAAUCCGAUUACCAAUUGUUCUUCCGGACAAGAGGUGCUUUCAGAUCCCUUGGCGGCAACGGACUGAUCGUGAUCGUAUACUUUUGGGGUGCAACGCUGAGCAUUCGUGCUUCGAACUUGCAUUACGUGCCACGUAUAGUGCUUAUAAUCACGGUAAUGGUUCUACUUGUUGUUGGCCAGAUUCUAUUUCGAUUAGGUCGAAAACCACGUACCUGUAACUGGUGGCCACGCCGUGCGAUCUCCCUAUGGAGCCCCGUGGUGGCUAUCCUGUUGCUGGCUUUCGCAGUGCUUCGAUAUUAUGAUGGUGCAAUAAUCAUGUGGAUGGCGUAUGGAGUUCUAGUUGUGGCUGUGAUCCUAGCAACAGUAGGCAGGCUGCGGUUCCCAAUCAUCAUCAACCUUGUACACAGUGCACUGGGCAGCAGACACGUAUUUUGGCGUCGGAUUUUUCUAAACUCGUGUAUGCUUGCUGCAAUAGUGAUGCCGCUUUUCGUGGAUGAUCCAGACCUUCGAAAGGCGAUGGUCGCGGUCGAUAUAUGUGCUGUGCCAAUACUGUCACUUGGCAACUUCCAGAUUCCAGCAGCACUCGUGCGUGUCAUGCUCGCGGGUUUGCGCCUUGGUGAAGAGAGCUAUAACGGUGAAGGUGACACAGCAAACCUUUUCACAUCUCUACAAAUCUUCUAUGGAAUGGUGUUUGCCCAAGGACUGCUUUACGUUUUUGCCGGCAUGGUGGAGUUUCUCUUCUCGUUCAUCACUCGGAGAUCCCUCGUCCGCCAUGGUGGACUUACAGGUCAGUGGGGGGUGGAAUCUGUCGAUCUGUACUACGAAUACGCCUUCAGCAAAUACAUGAAAGGAGGCCUGUUUGCUCCAGAGAGGAUCAGCCUCAGUAACUUCGCCAUUGAUUCUCUGAAUUCUGACCUGUCCAAGAAUCAGCUAUACGGGGUCUGGAUGAUGCACAUUUUUCUGCAAAGACACCCAACAAGGGAACAACUCCUGGAGAAGCUCAACACUUCAGCGCAGACAAUGGCCAGGUUGAUCAGCAUGUUGGACUGGACAAGGAGAAACGAACAUCCAACUAUCAGGUUGUAUGCUGCGAAGGUUGUUGCAGAGCUCGCAAAGAGCCUUCGAGUUGUAAUCGUCCCUGGGGCGAUGCAGCUAGUAUCUACGCUUCUGGAUACUGAUGGCAAACCGGAAAAAGGACACCCACUUCUGGAUGCAGAUGAUUACCAAGAUCCUUUUGUUGAUACAACAGUAAAACAAGAGAAAAGACAGGAUGCAACUGGCCAUCACCAAGGCAAAACACAAGAGACACUUGGGGACACUGAUAGGCUGUUGGAAACACCGAACAGAUCAACACGCACCAACGCCCAAACAUCCAUAUUACGAUGUUGGCGGAAAAUAUCAGCAUACUGGUCAAUUCCCAAGGAGCAGCCGUUGACAGACAACGAUCUUCUCCCUGCAUUGGGCAUGUCAAUAGUUUACAACCUUGUUGGUUGUGAUCAAAAUAACCUUUUGGAAAUCGAUAGAGUAACUGACCUGAUCCCUAAAAUCACUGGAUUCACAAGCUUCAGAAGUGCAAUCAUGAAUUCUGAAUCACAACAGAAGGUUCUCUUAAAGUCAUCACUGAAGGUGCUGCAGAGACUCACAAGAAUUGAAGGGGAAAUUGGCAUAACGCUGCGGUACAAGAUAUCAAAACAUCCCUUCUUAUUCAGAAACCUUGCGGAGAUCUUGGGAGACAGCAGCAGCAAUCAGGAAUUAAGGAAGCUCGUGGCAGGAAUCCUCAGAAACCUUGCCAUUGACAGAGACACAAGGCAGGAGAUUGGACAAAUGCAAAUGCUCAUUACCAUGCUGAUGAAGGCAUUCCUCGAUUCUAGCAGAUCAUUUAGUUCAAAUGUUGAUUGCUUGUUGCCAAAGGUCGCCGGGCAAGCACUGGUAAUGCUGUCAUCAGAAAAUCCACAUAACUGCUUCGUUAUGUUGAAGGAACCAGAUUUCAUUAAUAAACUAAAAAAUAUGAUCCUAAUCCAUGAUGAUAAAUACAUAUAUGUGGCAGUGAGUCUGUUGCGUAAUAUGUGCCUGCACGCUCAACCCGAGCUCACGGAAUCAGACCUAAAGGAACUAUCUCAUACCUUGGGAGAGGUGUUGGAACGAAUAAUGGACGCUGAAGGGGCAGAACUAGAAAUCCUCAUUGGCCUUAGUUCACAGAUAUGCAAACUCAUUCCUGAAGAAUUUUCCCAAGAGCUAGAGCAUGGACAGAUUAAGCGGAGAUUCAUUAAGAGGCUAGUGGACACACUGAAUGCAAACAUGAACCCAAGUUCUCAUUGCCCUGGGAUCCGGAGGGUGGUACUUGAGCAAUCCAUAUACAUGAUGGAGUACAAUUCUCACUAUGCCAAUUGUUUCAAUGAAUACCAGAUGAUGGACGCACUGUCAAUUGUAGAAUUGACGCCCUCAAGGGCUGAGAAUUACAUGGUUUUCUUGGGUGACACAGGUUUCAUGGAAUGUAACACACCUCUCUCUGCCCUAGCGGACAGGGCAAAAGAACUGAUGGGUCGUCAGUGGCUGCAAGGCAUCAACAGUGCCAACUGAAAAAAAAUAAAAUGAUUUUGCAUAUAUACAGUCAGAAUACCUUGCAUAUUGUUAGUGCAGGGUAGACAAAGUGAUUCUGCAUUUACAGUCAGAAGACAACGCAUGUUGCUAGAAAGAACAUAUAUUUACCUUUAAGAUGAGCAAAGGGUAUUGUAUCUGUACCUCAUUAAUCUUGCACUGUAAUCUGUGUGCUAUUGAUGAUUUAUCCAAUUAUCAUUUGUUGGAGUGGCCAUAUUGCAACUCCUAUCCCA